Messenger RNA from Cydia pomonella (codling moth), 909 nucleotides. RefSeq lists its product as uncharacterized. The transcript has a single exon. Lineage: Eukaryota; Metazoa; Arthropoda; Insecta; Lepidoptera; Tortricidae. The record is from RefSeq and is a predicted model, not a curated record. The coding region runs from base 1 to 909 and encodes 302 amino acids.
AUGGUUUUUAAGCUUGUUUUAAAAUUUCACACUUUUAUAAUUGUGAAUGGGUUCAAAUGGCUAAACGAACUUUCUGAUGAGUACGGGUUGGAGUGCGGAGUGAGACAAGGGGGGUUGACGUCUCCUUCGCUUUUCAACCUGUACGUAAACCAGCUGAUCGAUGAGCUGAGUAGCACUGGAGUCGGCUGCUCAAUUGACGGACAUAUUGUCAACAGUAUUAGUUAUGCAGACGACAUGGUGCUACUUAGCCCAUCGAUUUCAGCACUCAGAAGGUUGUUGAGAACUUGUGAAGAGUAUUCUAAGUUGCACGGCCUCCUUUACAAUGUAAAGAAAAGUGAGCUUGUGAUUUUUCAUCCAAGGAGUCGAAAAGUGACGACUAUGCCCCCAGUGCUGCUCAAUGGUGUAGGCCUCGCCAGAGCUAAGCAAUUUAAGUACCUCGGCCAUGUGGUGACCGAGGACUUAAAAGAUGAUAGCGAUAUUGAGAGGGAAAGGAGGGCGCUGGCGGUUCGCUGCAACAUGUUGGCCCGCAGGUUUGCACGAUCUAGCAUUGAAGUAAAGAUUACUCUCUUUAAAGCCUUCUGCCAAACUUUAUACACGUGUAACCUGUGGGUUAAUUACACGCAGCGAGCCUUUAACGCCCUCCGUGUACAAUAUAACAAUGCGUUCAGGGUGUUGUUGGGGCUCCCGCGCUACUGCAGCGCCUCAGCAAUGUUUGCGUACGCGCACACGGAGGGGUUUGGCGCGGUGAUUCGUAAACGUAUCGCAUCACUCAUGCGCAGGGUGCGCGGGAGCCACAACACCAUCCUGAGGGUCAUAAGCGAGAAAACGGACUGCCCCAUUCUGGGACACUGGGUUCGAACGCAUGCGCAAGUGCCGGGUGUUCCAGGGGGGGGCAGAUACUUAAACUAA